Messenger RNA from Haliotis rubra (blacklip abalone), 1599 nucleotides. RefSeq lists its product as uncharacterized. The record is from RefSeq and is a predicted model, not a curated record. The transcript has 9 exons. Lineage: Eukaryota; Metazoa; Mollusca; Gastropoda; Lepetellida; Haliotidae. The coding region runs from base 135 to 1517 and encodes 460 amino acids.
UCUGAGAACAAAUCCCAGGAACCCGAUCCACAACAUCCGGGUACUUCCUCCAGGAUACGAGUACGUGUACGAGAGGUUUCCCCUUUCAUCCCGUCUUCUUAGAGAACCUCAAAAGAUUCUCGGAGAUCAGAUUCAUGGACUUCAUGAAAACCAACGCCCAUGAGCCCGAGCCGACGACUUGGACGACACGCCGCAAGACUGACUACUACUCACAACAGGGUCCGUACGGAGCCGCAGUGGAGCAUAUGAUACGCCUGGCAAACACUCUUGGAGCCAACCCCUGGUUCAACAUGCCUCAUGCGGCAGAUGACGACUAUAUCAGGAACUUUGCACUACUUGUAAAGAAGGAUCUAAGGCCUGACCUAAAGGUGUACAUCGAGUACUCUAACGAGGUGUGGAACCCUAUCUUCCGUCAACACGCCUAUGCCAUGGAGCAGGGCACGAAGCUGAACCUGGACCCGGCAGGCUGGAAGGCGGGGAUGAAGUUCUACAGUAGGAGGGCCACACAGGUGGCAGACAUAUGGCGUCAGGUGUACGGAUCCAUCAGCUCCAGGCUGUAUCCAGUGUUCUCCUGGCAGACAGGGUUCCAGGACUACUUCAGGCAGGCUGUCGAUGCUGUGGGCAGCAAGAUCAGCAGCUUCAAGGCUCUCGCCAUCACUGGAUACUUCUCAUGUAACAAAGUAGCCGAUGACCACGGAGCUGAGAUGAUCCACAUGUCGAUGGCCCAGAUACAACAGUACUGCAAGAACGAGCUUCCAGCCAUGCAGAAGUCCUUCGAGUACUUCAUGAAUUUAGCCAAGACGCACCACUUGCAGUUAGUGAUGUACGAAGGGGGGCCGUCAGUGAUGCAGAAUAAGGUAUUUAACGGUGACGCUUCCAACCAGGCCAUCACAGACAAGGCUAUCGCCUUCAACAGGGACAGCCAUAUCGAACAGCCCCUUACAGACGUCAUGAACCUCUGGUAUAGCACCGUCACCCAGAAUACCAGCAAUAAAUACCCAGGCGGCCUGUUCAACUACUUCUCCUACACGUCCACCCCCAGCAAGUACGGCAGCUGGGGCAUCCUGGAAUACACCGGCCAGGACCCCAACACCGUCCCCAAGUUCAGAGCCGUACAGAAGUUCAUAACUGACCAUUACAAAAAUAACGUUCUCGGGCCGAAGUGCAGCUUUGUUAAUAAUGGGGCGCUGGCCUAUGGGUGUUUUCAACACGCGCCCGGGAACUUCCAGUGUGGUCAGACUAGCGACAGUGGCAGGACGUGGAGUACUUACCCAUCUGUGGGUCAGAAGCACAUGGAGUACAUGGUCCUUGACGGAUUCGACCCCCAAAGUCGUCACCUGUAUAUCCGCCACGUGAACACCCUUGGGGCCAACACACACCACGUGUACAACACCCAGACACGGUCAUGGUCGACACAAAACAAUUUUGCCUACUAUCAGCAGGAGUCGUCUCCCACUGUUUUACCAAGAAUGCCCAACGGUGUCUUCGGGGGCCUGAACGCUCAUGCCAGUUGUUAGAAAAAUUGCUUUUAGUUAUAAAUCACAGAAAAAACGACGGGAUAAAUUUUCCUGAAAUAAUAUAAAUAAACCUUUUUUUAUA